Molecule: messenger RNA, 1572 nt
Organism: Metarhizium acridum CQMa 102
Lineage: Eukaryota; Fungi; Ascomycota; Sordariomycetes; Hypocreales; Clavicipitaceae
Source: RefSeq, a predicted model, not a curated record
AUGCAACAAAUGCGCGUUGUCGGGCCAGGAGUGUCUUGGUUAUGGAAAGGAAACCCAAGACCCUCGCCGGUCUCUGGACGUCGGCCAGGCGAGACUGGGGCUUUCCAACCUCAAGCUCCUCCCGAGUUUGGGGGGACGCGGGGAGAUGUCGCCGUCGGUUGGGCCCUUGCGGGAGCUGGAGGCCUGGACCAUGAUCAGAUUCACGAUGUACAGGUCAUCUACGCCGAACAUGGUCACGAUGAACGGGUAUUCCGCGGACACCACCAGCAACAGCCAUCGGCUCUGCGUGGUGCGAUGUCGGGGAAAGGCAUAGUCAGCACAGGCGAAAUGGCAGCCAUAGACGAGGACGUGUGCAUUGCCAACGCACCGACUCCAGACCAUCAGGACGACAUCCCUAUCGAGGCCGGCCUUUUUGGUGGUGGAAGCCUGACGGAUCCUAUCUUUCAAGACCUUGAUCGUAAUUCAAGAGCCUAUCUUGCACAUUUCAACGAACGUGUUUGUCGAGACUUGGUGGCAAGAGACUCUCCCAGCAGCAAUCCGUUCCGAGAACUUAUCCCUCUGACCAAUAGGCAUCCGCUGCUCCUUCAAGUACUCAUCGCAACGUCCGCCAUCCACUGGUGUAAUUUGUCUCGGCCCACCAUUUCAGUUCCAACGAGUUUGACUAAUCCAGGCGACUAUCUUGCCCGGUUACGGUUGCGAGAUUCUUCAUCUAGGCAAGCACUCAUACAUGCUUUGACGGCCAAGGAGAAAGCCAUAGCCCACCUUCGCCAAGUCAUGGGUUCCUUGGAUCUAGCUGGCAGCGAGGUGGCUCUAGCCGCUAUGCAUUUCUUUGUCAAGUUUGACUUGAUUGACUUUGAACAAAGAGUUGUGGUUAAAAAAGAAGAAGAAGAGGAAGUUGAAAAAAUUCAAGGUUGGCGGACCCAUCUGGAAGCAGCAAGCAUCAUCUUGGAAUUGUUGCCAUCGGAUUCCUCAAGACAUGCUUCAAGCCGAAUGUUGCGUGAUUGUGUCAUUGCCGAUUGCUUCAUAUAUCACAUUCUUGGCUCGACUCUGGUAGAGACGGCAAUGGCCUCACGCAUAGCGCGAUAUGCAUUCGAGUUGUUGCACGUAAUGAAACGAGUAGAGGUGAACAGUUAUCUCUCGUGUCCGCCAGAGAUUCUCAAAAUCAUCCUCUCCGCGUCCCAACUUUCAUGCCAGGGCCCUUACACUGACUUUCACCUGGAGGCCGCAGAAGAAGCACUCGCACUCAUUGAUGAGGCGCUUGCAUUUGACAUUAACGCAUGGGCGGACCAGCUUCGACAGCUGCCAAACGUGACUGAUAUCAAAAGUCGAUUCCAUGUCGCCUCAGCACACCGUUCGGCAGUGUGUCUGUAUAUCCUCCAGGCAUUGCCGGUAGUGCGCGUCGUUUGCCCCGUCGACGCCAACUUCCUCGUGAGCGACAUCCUCAGCAACCUCGCCCAGAUUGAUGACGAAGACCCGUACUUCAAGGCCACCUCGUGGCCAACGUUCAUCGCAGGUGCGGAGACGCGAGAUGUAGGAAACAGAGACUGGACCUUGAGGCGAUACGAACCCUGA